Messenger RNA from Callorhinus ursinus (northern fur seal), 1649 nucleotides. RefSeq names its product leucine rich repeat containing 17 (gene LRRC17). Gene Ontology annotation, molecular function: protein binding. The record is from RefSeq and is a predicted model, not a curated record. Lineage: Eukaryota; Metazoa; Chordata; Mammalia; Carnivora; Otariidae. Gene Ontology annotation, cellular component: plasma membrane.
AUGCGCGUGGUUACCGUGGUAAUUCUGCUCUUCUUUUGUGAAGCCGCUGAGCUCCGCAAGGCAAGCCUGGGGGGCCCGAGAGGCAGAGCGAAUCAUGGCAGGGCGGGCGGGAGCAGGAGAGGCUCCAACCCGGUCAAACGCUACGCACCAGGCCUCCCCUGCGAAGUCUACACGUAUCUUUACGAGAAAUACUUAGAUUGCCAGGAAAGAAAACUAGUUUACGUGCUGCCUGACUGGCCUCAGGAUUUGCUGCACAUGUUGUUAGCAAGAAACAAGAUCCGCAUAUUGAAGAACAAGAUGUUUUCCAAGUUUAAAAGGCUGAAGAGCCUGGAUCUGCAACAGAAUGAGAUCUCCAAAAUUGAGAGCGAGGCUUUCUUUGGUUUAAAUAAACUGACCACUCUCCUCCUGCAGCACAACCAAAUCAAAGUCUUGACGGAGGAAGUGUUCAUUUAUACGCCUCUCCUGAGGUACCUGCGUCUUUAUGACAACCCCUGGCACUGUACAUGUGAGAUGGAAACGCUUGUUUCCAUGUUGCGAAUUCCAAGAAACCGGAAUUUGGGGAACUACGCCAAGUGUGAAAGUCCCCAAGAACUGAAAAACAAAAAACUGCGGCAGAUAAAAUCUGAACAGUUAUGCAAUGAAGAAGAAAGCAAACAGUUAGACCCGAGACCCCAAGUAUCCGGGAGACCCCCUGUCAUCAAGCCGGAGGUGGACUCCUCUCUUUGCUACAAUUACGUGUUUCCCAUACAAACGCUGGACUGCAAACGGAAAGAGCUGAAGAAAGUUCCAAAGAACAUCCCUCCAGAUAUUGUUAAACUUGACUUGUCAUACAAUAAAAUCAACCAGCUUCGACCCAAGGAGUUUGAAGAUGUUCAUGAGCUAAAAAAAUUAAACCUCAGCAGCAAUGGCAUUGAAUUCAUAGAUCCUGCUGCUUUUUUAGGACUCACACAUUUAGAAGAGUUAGAUUUAUCCAACAACAGUCUACAAAACUUUGACUAUGGAGUAUUAGAAGACUUGUAUUUUUUGAAACUCUUGUGGCUCCGAGAUAACCCUUGGAGAUGUGACUACAAUAUCCACUACCUCUACUACUGGUUAAAGCAUCACUACAACGUCCACUAUAGUGGCCUGGAAUGCAAAAUGCCUGAAGAGUACAAAGGGUGGUUUGUGGGAAAAUACAUUCGCACUUACUUCGAAGAAUGCCCCAAAGACAAAUUACCAGCAUACCCUGAAACAUUUGACCAGGAUACGGAAGAUGAUGAAUGGGAAAGAAUACAUAAGGAUCACACAGCAAAGAAGCAAAGUGUAAGAAUCACUAUAGUGGGAUAACUGAGAAAUUGUUCUCAGGUUUUGUGUUUGCUAGACCGAUGUCAGAAAACCACAUGUUUACAUUGGGAUUAAUGUGUUGCCUAUUGAUGCAGGAUUAUCCAGCUAAAGGAAGGGUCCCUUAAUUAGUAGUAGUAGUAUUGUGAGAAUUCUAGCACUCAAGGGAAUACUUUCAUCCUGCUUUCCUGACUGUUGGCAGACCGGCCUUUAGUGACAAUUCUGCACGGGUAAACUGCAGGAUUUGGGUCCUAAUGAUGGCAUUGGAACUUCAUAAUGUCCUGUAUAAAUGUUUUUACUGCUUUUUGAAAAUAAAAAAAAAGUUGGUU